This is a messenger RNA of Vitis riparia (riverbank grape), 972 nucleotides long. Its product is annotated as polyadenylate-binding protein 2. The coding region runs from base 28 to 693 and encodes 221 amino acids. The record is from RefSeq and is a predicted model, not a curated record. The transcript has 6 exons. Gene Ontology annotation, molecular function: RNA binding. Lineage: Eukaryota; Viridiplantae; Streptophyta; Magnoliopsida; Vitales; Vitaceae.
UCAUCUGUAGAGAGAGAAAACGGUGAAAUGGACGAAGAAGAGCACGAGGUGUACGGAGGAGAGAUCCCCGACGAGGGCGAAAUGGAAGGAGACAUGGACGCUCACAACGCCGACGUCGAUAUGGCCACCAACGACGACGACGCUGUGAAGGAGCUGGAUGAGAUGAAGAAAAGGCUGAAGGAGAUGGAGGAGGAGGCAGCGGCUCUUCGUGAGAUGCAAGCUAAAGUGGAGAAGGAAAUGGGCGCUGUUCAAGAUCCUGCUAGUGCGGCUGUUACUCAAGCAAACAAGGAGGAGGCUGAUUCACGGUCGGUGUUUGUGGGCAAUGUUGAUUAUGCAUGCACACCAGAAGAAGUGCAGCAGCAUUUCCAGUCAUGUGGUACAGUAAACAGGGUUACUAUUCUGACAGAUAAGUAUGGCCAGCCCAAGGGUUUUGCAUAUGUGGAAUUCCUUGAAGUGGAGGCUGUUCAGGAAGCUCUUCUUCUGAAUGAAUCUGAGUUACAUGGCCGGCAAUUGAAGGUUUUGGCUAAGAGGACUAAUGUGCCUGGAAUGAAGCAGUUCCGUCCAAGGCGUUUCAAUCCUUACAUGGGGUAUCGAUUUAGAAGGCCAUAUGUGCCACCUUACUUUUAUUCCCCUUAUGGAUAUGGGAAGGCUCCCAGGUUCAGAAGGCCAAUGCGUUACAUGCCCUACUACUGAAAGAGAUAAGCGGUUGCGGUUAAGACAAUGUCAUUAAAUAUUAGGUGGACGGGUAUAUCAAGACACUUCACUUUUUAAUAUAUGUUCAUUGGGAAGCAAAAUUGCGAAUCUCUUUCUAUCAAUUUGCCUGAUGGGCAUUAUUACUAUUCUGCACUAUCAACUAUAUGACAAGUUGACAACAAAGUUUUAUCAAAUACCUAGUUGACCUUGAUGUUAGACGAUAUAAUUAUGGUGUCUGAGCAUCCUGCUGCAGUGUUAGCUAGCUAUUAAAAUUUUGCA